AAAGAGAAGGAGCGUUAAAAGCAGCAGAAAUUGCACUUGGAAUAGACGUGGCACAGUUCCCCAUCCGUGACCUUUGACCAACUCUUUCUCUCUCGUUGUUCAAUCGUGGACAUCGCCGUUCCUCUCUGACCGCCAUCGGAGUUUUCGACGCCGUUCGAAUCUCUCCAUCUCUCUUCAUCCGUAUGACUGUCUGACUGUUGAAUCUGAAAUACUUGCUGUUUAUCUUCUCUGCAGUACUUCACCUUGUGUUUCCUGUUCUAGAAUCGGUGGUGUGAAUUUGUAAUAGUAUUCUUUUUUGAGGUAUAUGAGUGAUUAUGGGUUCAGUUUGUUGCGUAGCUGCAAGGGACAGAACCCUUCCAAAGAGAACUGGAGGUGAGACUUUGCAUAGAAAUCUGACAUGUUCGCCUUCAUGGAGUCUCCGCCGGGAUAAUCAAAGAUGCGUGGCUGAUGAAAUAGAAGAGCCUUCUUAUCAGAUGUCUAAUAGAGUUAGCAGAAAUGUUAGCAUGGAGAGGAGAGGGACAUUAGGUUCUGGCAGGCGUAAGGUUUCCGAUCAAGGAAGUGCACUUGGGAUUGAGAACUAUGAAACACCCACUUCUCAAAAAUCGCCAAUCCAUGAAGUUACGGGAAGGAAUAUGAUGAACCCCUCUUCAGAAAUAUCAAGGGCAAGCAAUUAUUCCACUGAGGCAAAGAAUUUGGCAGAAUCACCAGAUAUUGUGGAUUCAUCUGCACCAAAGCUAUCAUUUUGUGUACCUUCACCAUUCUCACCACCAAUUACAAAAACUUUUUCUGGCCGUGGUCAUUUACUUCCUUCCAAUUCCACCCCAUCUAGACGUGCUUGCUUUUCACCUGGGCACCGGCUAUUGAGGCAGGUCUCUGAUAGUCGAAUCCUCGGACUGAAAUCACCAAAUAAUUAUUCAAUGUCUGAAGGAAGGUCAUCUUUUGUGCUCUCCACAUGUAGCAAUGACUUGACAGCUGGAUCUUACGGUGGCUCUUGUGAUGGCUGGUCCAUGCGCACUUUUUCUGAGCUUGUGGCAUCUUCUCAAAGAGAAAGGUUGUCUUUUGAUAGUGAACACUUUGGUUCCGGUGAUGGCAAGAUAAGUCAAUGUAGCAGCAGGUUCUCAUAUUCUCCAUCCAUAGAUGCACAAACUUGUGGGGCUUGCUCGAAGCUUUUGGCUGAGAGAUCUUCAUUGGGCAACAAUGAAAUUUCAGUUGCUGCGGUACUUAUCUGUGGACAUGUUUAUCAUGCUGAAUGCUUGGAGACAAUGACACCAGAGACUGAGAAAUAUGACCCAGCCUGCCCAAUAUGUAUGAUUGGAGAAAAGCAGGUCUCAAAGAUAUACAGAAAAGCUUUGAGAGGUGAAGCGGAGUUGAUGGCAAGACGUCUUAAGUUAUUCAAGAAUAGAGUUAAAGAUAGCUUUGUUGAAGUUGGUUGUAAUGAUUUUAACCAUCAACAAAGUGCCAAGCGAGAAGGAAAAGCUCUGAAGUUAGAACCCAGUUCAAGCUGGAGAAGCUCCUUGACAAAAUCUUUCUUGAAACGCCACUUCUCAAUUGGGUCCAAGUGGGGCAGAUCACUAUCAGAAAAUGAGUCUGCCAGGAAGAAGGGGUUUUUGGUUAGAUACAGAAACGAUUGAGUUCCCUCCUAUACUGUCAUGAGGUGAGAGGCCUAUCGGUUUCAUUGUAAAAGUUUAUCACUGUCAGAAAAUAUUGCACUUCUUUCCCUUACUCCAAAUGGUUCGAGAGAGAAGCUCAUCAGGCUUCGAAGCCCCAGUGCAAUCAAAUCUCAGCUUCUUAAGUUGGAGAUUCUCCACCCUUUUUCUAAGGUAAUUCUAUGAAAGUUAGCCAUAGUCCAUGGAAAAUUUAUGACACUGACCCAUCUUAUAACUCGUGCACCUUUGGUGAUUUUCGUUUUUUUUGUUGCCGAUAGCGUAGUUCUGGGUAGAGAAUAAGUUAUGAUGGCGACCAACUUCUAACUAGAGCGGAGUAUAAAUAUGUAGUAUUGCAAUUCUAUAGGUAAUAUGCUCUCUAAUGGUGGGGGUGUGAGAGUUGAAAGGCGUGGGUGGUGAGAUUAAUUCAUUGAUUUCUAGAUAUCAAGCAAGUUUCUUGUUUUGGUUGAUGGGAAGAUGCAAGUGAAUGUUGGGUACGUAUUUUAUAUGUACAUGCAAUUCUG
Messenger RNA from Hibiscus syriacus, 2167 nucleotides. RefSeq lists its product as uncharacterized. The record is from RefSeq and is a predicted model, not a curated record. NCBI's taxonomy places the organism in Eukaryota, Viridiplantae, Streptophyta, Magnoliopsida, Malvales, Malvaceae. The transcript is spliced from 4 exons. Bases 315 to 1631 code for a protein of 438 amino acids.